Stylophora pistillata is the source of this 1649-nucleotide messenger RNA. Its product is annotated as CBY1-interacting BAR domain-containing protein 1. The record is from RefSeq and is a predicted model, not a curated record. Lineage: Eukaryota; Metazoa; Cnidaria; Anthozoa; Scleractinia; Pocilloporidae. Gene Ontology annotation, biological process: cilium assembly. Gene Ontology annotation, cellular component: ciliary basal body; ciliary transition zone.
GCUUGAAGAACAGCACAUGAUCCGUAACGCAACGGUGAAUUUCUUUCACAUGCAAAUUUUAACUGAAGACGUCGCCGUGACUUUUAAUUGUUCUGAUUUGAAGAUAACAACGCAAGCACGCGACUUUUGAAACGAAAGAUUCGCAUAACAAACACAGUAACACUGUCUUAAUAACUUUUUAAAUCGAUGGCUCGCCUCAACCGAGAAGAUCGAAAUUUUACAGGAUCGCUUCCAGAUUUAAAAGCCUCUGUCAAGGCUACCGAACACCAAACCAAAGUUAUCGACAGAAAAAUAUUCAUUGUUGAAACGCAUUUUCCCAAGGUGGCGGCGAUGCUUCAACGCUACGCAGUAGGAACAGCGAAAUUACGAAACAAGGGCGACGAGCUGGCCAAGACAAUAACGGCCUAUGCGGAAGAAGAAUCUCCCUCAUUAAAGCAAGGCCUUACAACCAUGUCUGAAUGUUUGUCCGCCAUUCAGGAUCAACGAGACACAGAGGUUAGCAAAAUUGAAGAGAAACUCGUUCAAGGACUCAGCGUGUACGACACGAAAUGCAAGCAGGCGAGGAACGACGUGAGGGUUAGUUCGUCUCUCUCCACUAGGGAGGUGAAGUCAUUCGAGAAUCUCGAAAAAGCACAGAUGAAAUCUACUGAUCGAACGCGGAUCGCCAGAGCUCAGGCUGAAUUUCAGAAGGCGUCUGGCGAAGCGAACCGAUCGCUGAGGGUUUUACGCGAACAGAUGAACGAGUUCGAAAGUCAAAAGAUGCGGGAUGUGAAGCAGAUUUUCUCGGAGUUUGUGGUCUGCGAGAUGGAGCUGUUAGCCCGGUCAAUGGAGCUGUAUACACGCGCAUAUCAAGGUUUGAUGAAUAUUAGCGAAAAGGAAGAUUUAGAGGAGUUUAAUAAAACCAUGACUUUUAAGCCAACCCAAUGGGGUUCAGCACCAGCUCUGUCUAAUGCCGGACGGUUUCUAAAGGCGGGAAAUGGUGUAGAUAAUGUAUUGGAAGAGGUUGAAGACGAAAGCGACGAACUCAAUCGUACAAUGUAAACACUGAGGUAAAACAGUUUGAGGCGAAUUUCGAUUUAAGUACGCAUAAAUUAAGCUUAAAUGUCGCCAUAUCAAGAUGAAAAUGUAAUAUAUGAUCUAAGGUCUUACCCCGAAAAAGAGGGUACACCUGUAUUUUCGUAAAACUUUCAGAUCAUACUGAAUAGAUCGAUACUAUGUUGGAAAAUUAUUUACAUCUCAAACAAGGGAAAAUGGUAGCCAAUAAGAAAAGUUAAUAUUAACUACCGAAUUAUUUAUACAAACGUUCGCUUAUCUACACAAUCGUGAAGAAACAGAGUGCAAAUUUCUAGAAGAAAUAUUUAUUAAGUAUCAUUAUGGAAUAUUUCAAAGACAAAAACAGGAAAUAACGAUAUGGGGGAAUUGUCACCAGUUUUGUCUCACUUUUAAGUCAUGCAAAUGACAGCGCUUGCGGUAAACUGGAAAGGGAGAAAUUUUCGCGCGCAUUAGCGCAACUGCGACUCACUCACUCACCCGACUAACCGUUAGCUGAGAGUGAAAAAGGGCAAGCCGAAAUUAAGUGCUCCCUUAAUCUUAGCUUAAAUCGGAAAAUAAAAUUACUAAAGCCUUUUGUAAUAAACCGCCAUACUAUU